This is a messenger RNA of Quercus robur (English oak), 1987 nucleotides long. RefSeq names its product pectin acetylesterase 5-like. The transcript is spliced from 12 exons. Lineage: Eukaryota; Viridiplantae; Streptophyta; Magnoliopsida; Fagales; Fagaceae. The record is from RefSeq and is a predicted model, not a curated record. Gene Ontology annotation, molecular function: hydrolase activity. Bases 70 to 1356 code for a protein of 428 amino acids.
GAGAAAGAUAAAACAGAGACCCAGUCCAGUUAUAAAAGUCAAAUAGCUCAGGACUCUCAGCUAACUGCAAUGGCGAACUCAAGGCUUCGAGGUCUGACUUGGUGGAGGAAGUGGGCCAAGAAGGACUGGGCAAUCACAGCCGUUGGCUUCUCUCUAAUCGUCUUUCUUUUCACUCUCAUCUCCGACUCUUGGAGCCGCCGUGAUGACUCCAACCUCAACAACCCAUUCGAUCACACUCACGAUCUCGUCGACCUCACCUUGGUGCGCAAUGCCAAGAAUAAAGGCGCCUUUUGUUUAGAUGGGAGUUUGCCAGGGUACCAUUUUCAAAAGGGAUUCGGAUCUGGGUCUAACAAUUGGCUGCUUCACGUUGAGGGUGGAGGUUGGUGCAAUACAGUAUCAUCAUGUUCUUCGCGUAAAUUUACCCGUUUAGGUUCUUCAAAAUACAUGGAAUCUCAAGUCCCCUUUUCCGGGAUCUUGAGCCGUGACCCGUCCCAAAACCCCGAUUUCUUUAACUGGAACAAAGUCAAGAUACGUUACUGUGAUGGUGCAUCUUUUGCUAGCCACCCUGAAAGUGAGCCAAAGAAUGGAGAGAAACUUUUCUUUAGAGGGCAGCUCAUCUGGGAAGCACUUAUGGAUGAACUUUUAUCAAUUGGAUUGUCCAAUGCAAAACAGGCUCUUCUUUCAGGAUGCUCAGCUGGAGGCUUGGCAACUCUUAUACAUUGUGAUAACUUUCGAGAACUUCUGCCAAAGGAUACAACUGUCAAGUGUCUUGCUGACGCAGGUUUUUUCCUUGAUGAGAAGGAUAUUCUUGGAAAUCAAACCAUGAGAUCUUUCUAUAAUGAUGUUGUCCACUUGCAGGGUGUCGCGAAAAGUUUACACAAGGAUUGUGUUGCGAGAAUGGAACCAUGGCAGUGUCUCUUCCCUCGAGAAAUUAUUAAAAACAUAAAGACCGCAGUGUUCCUUGUCAACCCAGCUUAUGACAUUUGGCAGAUUCAAAAUAUCUUGAUACCAGAUGCAUCAGAUCCUCAUGGCGACUGGCGGAAUUGCAGACUAAACAUUCAUGAUUGUAAUCCUAGUCAGAUUGGCAUACUACAUGGUUUCCGCAAUUCUCUGCUCAGGGCACUAGGUGAAUUCCAGAAAAUCAAGGAAGGGGGAAUGUUUAUAAAUUCUUGCUUUGUUCAUUGCCAGACAUGGAUGGCUGAAACAUGGCAUUCGGCCAAAUCUCCAAGAAUUAACAACAGGACAAUUGCAGAGUCUGUUGGUGAUUGGUUCUUCGAUCGAAAAGCAGUGAAGCAAAUUGAUUGCCCUUAUCCAUGCAAUCCCACCUGCUAUCAUUUGGAUUUCAGUCGAGGAUGAUGGAUCUUAGGACCACUUCAGUGUUUCUUAUAGGUCAUUCUCUACUCCAGAUCCCUAAAUUCUCGACGUGCAGUGUGUACCCAGGUGGAAUUCUUCCUCUUUAUGUCGAAAGCAUGAUCCUGGUCCUUGGAAAUUGAGAUAAAGUGUCUAAAGAUACUGAUUGUGGUUGAUGACAUUUCCUGGCCUGAAGAAGGGGGCUGGGGGGAACAUUCCUGAAUUUGCUGCUCUGUGUUGUGGAGUCCAUAGUAAACCCGAUCAAGGUCUUUGCUUUCAUUAGAGUGUGGAAAUCCAUUGCACCAUUGCUCCACAGUCAGUUCAAAACUCUUUUUACUGAUCUUACCUGUUGUAAAUUUUUUUCAUUUGCACUCUUCAUCCGUUGUCUACUCUACAGUCCCUUAAAGUUUGUGGAGCAAACUAAAAAUAAGAAAUGCAGUGGCAUACAAAUUUGACUAGGCUACGAAGAGAGUAUCCCCUAUUUACUGUUGUGACCUCCUCAAAACUCCGUCCAUUAUAUAUCUUUUUCUUUUCAUUUGCUUUUCUUUUGCCGGUAUAAAGCCAUGUUGUACAGUAUACUUUAUUUACGGAUUUUUUAGCACAGAGGGAGGGAUUCAAAUGCAUAUAUUGAAGUCAA